This is a messenger RNA of Laetiporus sulphureus 93-53, 957 nucleotides long. RefSeq lists its product as uncharacterized. Lineage: Eukaryota; Fungi; Basidiomycota; Agaricomycetes; Polyporales; Laetiporaceae. The record is from RefSeq and is a predicted model, not a curated record. Bases 1 to 957 code for a protein of 318 amino acids. The transcript has 4 exons.
AUGCGGUAUUGCGCGUCGCCCCAGGGCGCAUACACUUACCUUCCACACGUUUCCCCCCCUCGUGCAACCAACCCAGUGUGCUCUGCCGACCUCGACGACCCUCGCAACAGCCCAUGCGCUUUCCGGAGCGCCUUCCUUGACUCCGCGGCAACGACGAGCACGCUCACACGUGCUGAAUGGCCAUGGUCCUCUCCUGUUGCCCAUGGCGUACCAACACGAGCCCCCGCCUUCGUCCCUUCACCACGACUCAUGAAUGCGCAGAUACAUGCGAGGUCUGGCAAUGCAUCAGCAGCGACACAGGAGGAGGGCGGUUGGGCUGGAGGGCUGCUGCAGACAUCGCCCCCUCUUGUUCCACCACCCAGUGUCAUCUACCGAGCUCGAAAUGCCGUCGAUCACCCCUCCCUUCUCGCCUUACACGAUGACCAGCCACCCGCUCGCACGUUCUUCACCAACACGGCAUUGCUUCUCCACCACCACGGCAUGUCUGUUCCAUCCGCCGCCCACUCCCUCGUCCGAUCUUCACAGCUCACGAGCGCGCGGACACAGGCAAGAGAUGGUGACCUGGCGACGGUGACACCACAGGAGGAGGACAGGUCGUUGGGUCUCAGGGAGCGGUCGCCUGUCUCCUCUUGCCCCCUCACGUCUCCUUCACCACCAAGCAGUGCAAAUGCACCGCCGACGCUGGAGGAUGUGCCGCUCACGCUCCGCCAGUCGCCCGUCUCUUUUCGUCUUAUGGCCACUCACCCCCCUCACGUAACCUUCAUCACCAUGCGGUGCAAACGCGCCACGUUCUUUGUUCUCCAUCACCACCUGACCUGCGCCCAACUCUAUCUUGCAGGCCUGCCCCACCUGCGACCACGCCUGUGCCGGAUGACCGCCACUCGUGAGCGCGAGGACCUAUGCAAAAUUCGGCCACCCGUCAUCGGCGGCACACGAGGAGGCCGGCGUGCAAGGUGA